This is a messenger RNA of Sycon ciliatum, 2316 nucleotides long. RefSeq names its product IST1 homolog. The record is from RefSeq and is a predicted model, not a curated record. Lineage: Eukaryota; Metazoa; Porifera; Calcarea; Leucosolenida; Sycettidae. Gene Ontology annotation, biological process: protein transport. The transcript is spliced from 9 exons. Bases 279 to 1499 code for a protein of 406 amino acids.
CUCCUCAUGAUCUGGGUGACCCUGACGUGAUAUGAGGUGUUCAACUGAUUUCCACGUUGUGCUGAUCCUGAAAGAAAUUGUCAGGUCUCCACUACCUAGCACUUACUUUGCUGUGGAAACUCUUCCAGUUCUUCGGGAGAAGAUCGCUGUACGAGUUGCAGAAGUUUCUUCUUGUUUGCCACCUCGCUCCAAGUGCUUGUUAGCUCGCUCGAUUGUUUGAAAACUUCGUGAGUUCGUUGAACACUUGAAAUAGCAGCUGAGAAUUACAAAUCUUCACGAUGUUUGGAGGAGGCUACAAGAGUUCCAAGUUGCGUGUCAACCUGCGGCUGGCCAUCAACCGACUCAAGCUUCUUCAGAAGAAGAAGACUGAGCAAGCGGUAAAGGCACGUAAGGAGAUUGCAGAAUACCUACAACUAUGCAAAGUAGAACGGGCACGGAUAAGGGUGGAGCACAUUAUCCGUGAAGACUACAUGGUUGAGGCAAUGGAAGUCCUCGAGAUGUACUGCGACCUGUUGCUGGCGCGUUUUGGCCUCAUCGAGACAAUGAAGUACUGUGAUGAAGGUCUCACUGAAGCAGUGUGCACGCUAAUUUGGGUAGCGCCGCGAUUACAAUCAGACAUUGCCGAGAUGAAAUUGAUUGCUGACCAGUUGACACUGAAGUACGGUAAAACGUUUGGCGAGCAGUCGAGAGCGAAUAGCAACGGAGCUGUUAACGAUAGAGUGAUCCACCGAAUGGGCUCUCAGGCACCUCCCCGCGCGCUUGUGGAGGGUUACCUGCAGGAGAUUGCGCAGACUCACCACAUUGAGUUCACGCCGGACGAGGAUGCGCUACGCGAGGGAACACUGGCCAUGCCCAGCGAGAAAGCCGCCGCACUGUUCCCGUACGAGAGUGCCAUCGGCGGCCCAGACGUCCCGCACGAUCCCCCUCCGCCAUUCAACGGAGGAGGCCGUGGCGGUGGCAACGGCGGCGGUGGUGGCGGUGGAAUGCCUAUGCCCCAGCAGCAUCACAUGCCCCAGCAGCCGCAGCACAUGCCACCGGCUCACACUCACGUGGCCAUGCCACCACCAGCUGCAGCUGCAGCUCCCGGUCCGUAUCCCACCUCCACGCCCUACGUCGCUCCGCCGGGCGCUGCAGCACCAACAACCUCGCCGCCACCCGCAGCACCCAUGGGACACUCGAGUAGUCCGUGGGCAGUCGCACCGCAGACUGGGCCUACAAGCGCUGCAGGGCGGUCCGCUGAGCCUCCGUAUCCCCCAGCUGGCAAGGGCCAGGCACCGUAUCCCAGUGAUGGUCCAGGCGAGCCUAGAUACGUGUCGCAUCCGGGAGGCCCUGUAAUCGGGGGUGCAGGCCCUGGCCCCUCAGCACCGACCUUUCCUGACCUUCCCAGCGUGCCUCAGGACUCCUUACCAGACGUAGGCGCCGGCUCCAGCGCGGGCCCGGACGAUCUGGACUUUGACGACCUCACGCGGCGCUUUGAGGACCUCAAGCGCAAGAAAUAGGCAACCAGUGUCGACAGCACUGCAAUCAGGGUACGCCUUUUCUUUUUUGACGCUUUCCAAACAACUAUUACUGUUUCCUAGGACGAGAACGUCAUUUUUCAAACUCGUUACAAGUUCUGUGGAUGAAUAUGUGUCCUGCUGUGAAUAUAAAACACACUAACAAUAUCAACAGUAUGACUAUAGCUAUCUUUUUAUUGAUCUGUACUCGCUAUCCGGUAUGAGAUGAGAGAGUAUCAUUGUCGUCUGGUUUCUGUGGUGGUUAAUAUGCCCUAUGCCACCUCCCCCCCCCCUUUUCCGCCAUGUUUGUUUCCACGGCGAUGCCAGAUGCCAUUCGUUAUACCCUGUAUGAACUGAGUUGAGAUGCCUAUGAACAUGCUCAUAAAAAAUUGUUUCCAUAUUUCAUUUCCAUAUUUAUCCAUGUAAUUUUUUUACCACCUAGUCUAUACCUUUUUAGUCUAGGGGUGUCCCUCAAAUUAAUUGUAGUUUUAUUUUCUACACUCCGAAAUGUUUAGUAUUCAUCGUGUUUUAGUGAUAGAUAUAGAUCUUUGCCGUGACACAAUCUCAUCAAGCAAUGACUCUUCAAGAGCCUGUUGCUGUUUUCCGGCCUUGCACCAUUGCCAUAUUUCUUGAUUACUUUCUCUGACGUUUGAUUCCCAAGUCGCUGCUGCACUCUUCCUUGAACGGAGUCUGAUUCUGUAGACUGUAGUAUCCGUUUGGUAGCUAAUUACUAGUCUUUACUACUACCGUAUUCGCUUUGGCCUAUUUCAAUGUCUGGCAAUGAGGAUGAACCGUGGCCGUAGCUACGUAGAAGCCCUGG